This is a messenger RNA of Toxoplasma gondii ME49, 5027 nucleotides long. Its product is annotated as myosin E. Gene Ontology annotation, biological process: actin filament organization; vesicle transport along actin filament. NCBI's taxonomy places the organism in Eukaryota, Apicomplexa, Conoidasida, Eucoccidiorida, Sarcocystidae. Gene Ontology annotation, cellular component: cytoplasm; vesicle; myosin complex. Gene Ontology annotation, molecular function: ATP binding; actin filament binding; microfilament motor activity. The transcript has 17 exons. Bases 1923 to 4415 code for a protein of 830 amino acids. The record is from RefSeq and is a predicted model, not a curated record.
GCCGGAUUGAUUUUUCCCAUCGUUGCAUCACCUUUUCAAACUCAGGUUUACUAAGUCUCGUGCCGGCUGAAUAAGGCGCCUUCGUGAUUUUUUUUCCGCUGCAACGGUGCUAUGGCUCGCUGGUGGGCAAAAGGUAGCUACGUCCCAUACCAUGGCGACUCGAUGCUGAGUAACUAAAUUGUCGUUUUCUUCGAGGACAAUUGUUGUACCGCGUGUUUACCAAGUCGAUUGAAUGAAUUCCCCGUAGUAUUACUUUUCGCGUCUUAGUGUGAGCUGGAGUAAUGUGUGUCACUCUACUGUAUGACCAACAGUGGGUGUCUUGUCUGCCUCGUCUUUUCCGCACCUUCUCGUUUCCUCGACAGAACAGUAUUUCAUGCCGUUGGAAAGAAUUUCCUGGUCACACUAUAUUUUUCGUCUGUCGAUUACGGUGUCACAAGUCCCCUAAAAACGUUUUCUCUGUCAAGAGGUGGCAGUCUCGCCGAAUGUGGCUUCACUAUAUUUCGUGCUCUGGACGUCCGACCUGUAGAUAACAGCCUCUCAAGGGUCUCUCCAUUCUCUAAUCGGGUUUUGGGGGACUUGUGAGGCACCCUCUUCGUCGGGUUCACUUAUUUCUCUCUGCGAGCACUCAAUCCCAACAACUGAAUUUCUUCGUCACCAUCCACCAUCACGUAGAAUUCUGCCUUCGUGAGCCUCAUCGGGUUGUUUCCUUUCUGUACUUGAUUCACGUUAACAGUCACCCGGUGCUGGGCAGAACCUCAGUAUGCCACGAUGGCAACUUUGUUCCGCCGGAGUCUUGAACGGAACUCAUUUUUCGGGGUUAAAGCAACAGCCGUGGCGUCAUUGAACGCGCGUUAUCCACAGAAAAUCCCAACAGCUUCACUUCGGUUGCAAAGCGACUACUGUUUGCUCUCGUCUUCAUGUAUCCCUUCACGAAACCGUGAAUAGCGCUACAUUCCGUUUUCUUUUCCGAAGUCUCUUUUCGGGUUUCUCAUGGAUGGGAGCAUUCGUGUGUAACUUUAUCGCUCAGACUCUCUUGUGGCUCACUUCAGAAAACGCAGUCGAACCCUGUAUUUCUACAUGUGCGUUUUAUGCUGUUUCGCUGCUGUGCUGCUGUAUUCACCUAUCCCCACCCGUCCUUGCUCUCGAUUUCCUUGCUUCCGCAGAGGCUUCCUGUCCCCUCUCUUUUCCGUGUUUCCUCGUCUCACCCGCACUCACACUUGCAUUCGGGUCUCCUUCACUAUUUUUUUGUCCCGAAUGGUCCUGCUCUGCUUCCUUUCCAAUCGUUGAUGCGCUAUGAAAAGUUAAUCUACUCUAUCUUCCUCGCGGGCUCCUUCCUGUCCCAACACGCUGUUGGCGUUUCUCUUCUCGGGGCUUCGUGACCUCGUCUUUUUUUUCCUCCGGUACCUUGAGUAUCCCGGCCAACGGCUUGUCCAUAUUGCUAGUUAUGUCCCCUUAUGUCAGUGCAUGUUUGCAAGCCCGUGAAGCGGCUCUCUCUCGAUUCCUACUCUGAAGGAGGCCUCUGAGCCAUAGGAAAUGUCAUUCUGUCUUUUUUGAGCCAUCACGAAUGCCGGCCGGCUGACAGGGGACUGAGUUGUAGUCCAGGGCAUUGCAGAUCCAUGUGGUUUCGGAAGUAAAAGGACUUCACGACUUUCGUUGAAACUCUCCUCUUCUCGACUUGCUUUCGCCAACUUACAUCGGAUAUCUGAGUGAACUGGUAAAGUGCUGUCUUGUCGGAGGACCGGAACCGAGGUUCAUCGCCGCUGUCAAACCCAUCCCGAAACCCUAACUAUCAAAGGCGUCAAAAAGAGACAGAGGGGGAACUAAACAAGCGGAAGCGAAAGAGAUCGGCAGGGGACAGCGCUACAAGAGCCUGCCGAAUCCCUAAAACUCUCGACAUAAAACGUGCUGAGGAAGAAUCGAAAAUGAACGCUUUCUCCAUAUUCAGGAGGGGCAUGCGCGGGGGGCCCGCGAGUGCACAUGGAGACAAGCUUCGUCGAGGGAGAACAGAAGUCGAUCCAAAGGCGGAUACGCUGCAGGGCAUGAAAAUAUGGACAAACAACGCGCCAGCCGUGCACGCAAACGCUGAUGAGUGCUUUGCGCUCUGCCUUAUUCUUCCCGAGUCGAGUGAAACUGUUCUCCAUCUGAAGCAGAUUGACCCUCCCCCUGACACCACAGAAGCGGAGUCAUUCACGAUCGAUCCAGAGGAUGCAUUCAACGCGAACAUCGGCAUCGAAGUGGACAAGUUCCCUGACAUCGGUUUGCUCCCUCACAAAAAUUGCGCGGCAGUUCUGGAUUUCUUAAAGCAACGAUAUCUCCUGGAUCUCAUUUAUACCACUGCAGAUCCCCUCCUGAUCGCUAUCAAUCCAUUCAAAGAUCUUAACAACACGACUCCAGAGUGGUUACAGCUCUACCGGGAUGCCCCCGACGCCGAGAUACUCGCUCCGCAUGUCUUUCGGCUGGCACGCACGGUACUUGAGAGAUUGUCUGCCUUUAUGGCCAGUCAAACCAUCAUCGUCAGCGGCGAGUCAGGAGCAGGGAAAACGGAAGCCACAAAGCAGAUCAUGUCUUACUUUGCCGCUGGGAAGCGAGGAGAGGUAUCUCACCAACGCAUCCAAAAUGCCGUCAUUGCGGCAAAUCCUGUUCUCGAAGCCUUCGGCAAUGCGAAGACUGUCCGGAACAACAACUCCAGUCGCUUCGGUCGCUUCAUGCAGCUUCAACUGGGGGAGAAGGGAGGCAUCGAAUACGGCUCCAUCCGCAACUUUUUGUUGGAGAAAGUCCGCGUGACCAGUCAGGAGCAACAUGAGAGAUCCUACCACAUUUUUUAUCAACUAGUGAAGGGCGCUGACGACGCAAAACGAAGGCAGCUGCAUCUGCUUAAUCUCGAAGACUACACCUACCUCUCAAAGAACGGUGGCUGCUACGACUGUCCCGGAAUCGACGACGUCAAAGAUUUCAAAGAAAUGAAUAAGAGUUUGCGCUCCAUAGGUCUCAACCUGGAUGACGUUGAAAGCCUUUGGUCGAUUAUCGCAGGCGUCCUUCUUCUGGGAAACGUGCACUUGGAAAGUCGGGAGACAGACGGUCAGCCUAAUGCAGCUGCCCUCACCCCAGACGGAGAGGCGACCCUGCAGAAGUGCUGUGCACUUUUGUUUGUCGAUGAGGAGGCAGUGAAAAAGGAGAUUCUCUACAAAGUCAAAACAAUUGGUGACCAACAAAUAGAGUCCCCAAACAGCUUGUCGGAUGCUUUGAUGAAUCGGGACUCCUUAGCGAAGGCCGUGUACGAGAAGUUGUUCGAUUGGGUCGUUCGUCGUGUCAACGCAACAAUCGAACCUCCUCAAGGUUUUGGAAUCUUCAUGGGAAUGCUGGACAUCUUUGGUUUCGAAAUGUUUGAGAACAAUUCCCUGGAACAGCUUCUCAUCAAUAUCACCAAUGAGCAGCUGCAGAAAAACUUUAUCCAAAUCGUUUUUGCUCGUGAAACGAAGUUGUACUACGAAGAAGGAAUCGGAAAUGUGAAAAUUACGUGGACAGACAACGAGAACGUGAUCAAAGCUUUGUGCGGGAAAUCGUCCUCAGUCCUUGCCAUACUCGAGGACAAGAGUCUUGCUCCGGGAGGCACUGAUGAAGCAAUCGUCACGUCCAUGAACCAGGCUCUAAAGUCCUCUGAUGUGUGGAAACCCGGGCAGAAGAACCCGCGUAUUUGCUUUUGCAUCUGCCACACCAUUGCCGAUAUUCAGUACGAUGCAACUGGCUUCAUCGAGAAGAACAAAGACCUUCUGAAGCCCGAGCUCUGCUCCAUCGUACAGGCUUCUUCAAACAAUGUGGCAAAGGAAUUAUUUGAAGGUGUCGUCAUGCAGAAGGGCAAGAUUGCCAAGGGGCAACUCAUUGCUUCUCAGUUUAUGCGCUCUCUUGAUGCUCUCUUGACUCUGAUCUCGAGUACAGAAUCGCAUUUUAUUCGUUGCUUGAAACCGAAUGAGACGAAGAAUCCUCAUGAUUGGUCAAACGGAAAAGUUCUCGCGCAGCUUUUCUCCCUGUCGAUCUUGGAAGCACUCCAACUCAAGAAUCUUUCUUUUUCCUACCGGCGGCCGUACGCAGACUUCUUGAAACAGUUCGAGCAGCUAGAUCUCGAGGUCACCAGGAAGUCCGGAAAUGCAAAGGAGAAGACGAAGCAGCUUCUUACUCGAGCAAAUGUACCACAAGCCAAAUGGGCGCUCGGCAACACAAUGGUGUUUAUGAAACCAGACGCAGUUCGAGAGCUGACACAAAAAAUGCGACUGAUUGUGGUGGCGUGGGAACCGCUCAUUCGUGUUUUAGAGGCUUGCCAUUCCCGUGCUUUAAAAAUGCGGGCCAUAAGGGACAGUGUGCAAUGGGUGGUUCGAAUCCAGUCACAGAUCCGGAAGGCGCGAGUGAUUAUGGAGUAGGCCUUUCUGUUAAAAAACCGUUUCACAGACUUCAAACGUGCAAAACAAUCUUUCGUGUCAGUUGACACUCUAAGGCGAGUCGCUCAAAACCCGGCAUCCAAGGAAAACCGCUACCGCCUUCUGCCCCAAAAAUGUGAAAAGCGCUCAUCGUUUGAUAUCCGGUGUAGCUUCUCGGCGUUAACCAGCUUGAUUGUGACAGGUCCACUUCGAUGCUGAGUCUCGUUCUACAGUUUGAUUCUCAGUGCCGUAACAGCGAAUUUCGAGUUGUGUUUUUACUUUGUUUGCACCUUUAUGUGUCCCAUUGUGGUAUUGUAAGACAUAGCCGGUCAUCGAACAGGGCACAGUAUAACGUUUCGGUCGUUUGGGUCGUAGGCUCGGCAAUUCGUGAUUCCCCGAAACUACUUUUCUCGAAGAUAGUUUAUUUGUACUGGUCUGUAGUGUGGUGAAUAGGUCUGUAGUAACGAUGCUGAUAUCCAUUUUCUGCAAAAGUGUGUUUAUUCCCGGUUCCCGAGGUCGUCGUUGUUUUAGGACCGAGAAUCAAAUGCAUCGCAUUUGAGAGUUCAGUUCGGGUACGCUGACCAAUAUUCAUCCUUUAGGUGCUUAAUUAUCCGC